GACAUAAAAGUAAUCGUCCGCCGAGAAGCGAACUCAGUAAGAGUUAUUGGUUCUUCGGAAGUUGAGCUGCGAUGUCGAAACCGGUAGCGUUCGCGGGCGUGGCACUGGUGCUGCUGGUUCUACAAGCCUGCGGUUCGGUGAGUGCCAGGGAUGAAGACAUCUGCCGGCUGUUCUCCAACAACACUGUGAUCCGAGAUCCCGAUUCCUGCAGCCGAUCGAUUACGUGCAUCGACUUCGUGAGUCACUACAGCAGCUGCUCGGGAAGCACUCCGUUUUUCGACAAGGAUCAGAGCAAAUGCGUUAAGAGCCUGUCCUCCACGUCCAGCUGUUCUAUAUCCUGCGAGGGCGUGGCCUCCCACUUCCUGGCCGAUCCCAAGUCCUGCUACGGAUACUACUACUGCUCGGAAGCGGAGGUAGCCAUGUACGGCAAGUGUCCGGAGGGCACCCACUUUAAUGCCACCACCGAGACUUGCACCCAUCAAUACGAGUCGGCUUGCACCACCAGCACCUUCGAGUACUGCAACAUUGUGAAGAACGGCGUGAGUUUCGACAAUCUGCAGGGAUGCGACAAGUAUCACGUGUGUGACAAGGGAAAACUGGUGGAUAAGACCUGCAACGGCCAAUACUACCAGGCCAGCUCGGGAACCUGCGUGGCCAAGGCCCUGAUCGAUUGCGAUGCCCAUCCAAACACAGACAAGUGCGGCAAGGCCAGCAAGCCCACUGAAAACAAGUUCGUUGCGGAUGGGGCCACCUGUCGAGGCUAUUUCUACUGUGCCAAGCAGGCGGAUGGCUCUCCCGACCAGAACCCCAUCUGGAACCAGUGCCCCCAGGACAAGUUCUUCGAUGCCUCCAGCCAGAUGUGCAUUAGCCCCACUUCGGUCAAGUGCACCAACGAUCGCUGCGAUGGCCGUACUGUCGAUUUCGUUGUCAGCGCCACUACGGGUUGUCGCCACUACUACCACUGCUCCGGCGGAGUCGCCAGUGCCGAGAAGACGUGCGGCAACUACUUCUUCGACGAGGAGCUGGGUGGUUGCGUCCCAAACGUUAAGACCUACACUGCGUGCACUAAAUAAAUACCUUAAAUAAAGACCAAGCAUCG
Molecule: messenger RNA, 1099 nt
Organism: Drosophila biarmipes
Lineage: Eukaryota; Metazoa; Arthropoda; Insecta; Diptera; Drosophilidae
Product: peritrophin-44
Exons: 2
Coding region: 72-1073 (333 amino acids)
Cellular component (GO): extracellular region
Molecular function (GO): chitin binding
Source: RefSeq, a predicted model, not a curated record